AUGUCCUCCAAUAACCAGGAAGGCAUUGAGCCCGGUGUUGUAAUAACUCCCAAGGUCUCUGAACCAUGGGCGGUCGAGAAGGUGCUAGCACAAAUUCACCCCGAAGCCCCUGUCGAGGGAUCGAGCUCACCAGUUCCUUUCUUUCAUAUCCUCGAGCGGUUAAAGACGGGCAAGCGAGAAGGAUGGCGGCGGUUCGGUAUCAACAGAGGCGAAUCGAUCGCGGAUCAUAUGUAUCGCAUGUCCUUAAUGACCUUCCUAUGCCCCCCUUCGCUUGCAUCUAAGCUCGAUCUCAAUAAAUGCAUGAAGAUGUGCCUCAUUCACGAUAUGGCCGAAUCGAUCGUUGGGGACAUUACACCGGUAGAUGGUGUCCCAAAACCGGAGAAAAGCCGUCGCGAGGCCGAGACAAUGGACUAUAUUUCUAAGAAUUUAUUGGGCAAGGUGUACGGAGGGGUUGCGGGACAGGAUAUCCGAGCAAUCUGGCAGGAGUACGAGGACUCCAAAACACCCGAAAGUCUCUUUGUCCACGACGUGGACAAGAUGGAAUUAUUGUUGCAGAUGGUGGAGUACGAGAAGCGGGCAGAUAAGCGCCUGGACCUGGGCGAGUUUGCUUACGUUGCGACCAGGGUUGUACUUCCGGAAACGCAGGAGUGGGCAAAGGAUAUCCUUAAGGAACGCGACGAGUUCUGGGGUUCGGCACCGCAUGUUCACGGAGAAGCCGGUGUGAAUGGCGGUGUGGAAAAGACGACGACACAGGAUCAAGAUGCCUACUACUCCAAAGAGGAGAGAUAA
Molecule: messenger RNA, 789 nt
Organism: Daldinia childiae
Lineage: Eukaryota; Fungi; Ascomycota; Sordariomycetes; Xylariales; Hypoxylaceae
Product: HD domain-containing protein C4G3.17
Exons: 3
Coding region: 1-789 (262 amino acids)
Cellular component (GO): cytoplasm
Molecular function (GO): 5'-deoxynucleotidase activity
Source: RefSeq, a predicted model, not a curated record